Chrysochloris asiatica (Cape golden mole) is the source of this 363-nucleotide messenger RNA. RefSeq names its product T-cell acute lymphocytic leukemia 2 (gene TAL2). Gene Ontology annotation, molecular function: RNA polymerase II cis-regulatory region sequence-specific DNA binding; DNA-binding transcription factor activity, RNA polymerase II-specific; protein dimerization activity. Lineage: Eukaryota; Metazoa; Chordata; Mammalia; Afrosoricida; Chrysochloridae. Gene Ontology annotation, biological process: regulation of transcription by RNA polymerase II. The record is from RefSeq and is a predicted model, not a curated record. The coding region runs from base 30 to 356 and encodes 108 amino acids. The transcript has a single exon.
AUUUUCUUUCUUGUCUCAGGAACCCAAGCAUGACCAGGAAGCUCUUCACAAAUACAAGGGAGAGGUGGAGGCAGCAGAAUGUCAACAGGGCUUUUGCCAAGCUGAGGAAGCUUAUCCCAACUCACCCUCCAGACAAAAAGCUGAGCAAAAAUGAAACUCUACGUCUAGCCAUGAGGUAUAUCAACUUCUUGGUCAAGGUCCUGGGGGAACAAGGUCUGCAGCAAACAGGAGUUGAGGCUCAGGGAAACAUUCUGGGGCUCUUCCCCCAAGCACCCCACCUACCAAGCCUGGAGGACAGGACUCUACUUGAUGACUGUCAGCUUCCUUUACCCGGCCCAAGUCACUACAUUUCAUAGCGUGGCU